AAUUGUUGUCGCUAGAUGGUGGCACCAACAUUUCUCUAAUCACGUUCUGAAAACAAACGAGGGAGUAGAGCACAUCAAAUGGCGUCUUUCUGAACGUUUGUAUUAUCUCUGAUUUGUAGUAACAUUGAACGCACACUAAUGUUUGGGAACUUGGCGGGAACUAAUUGCAAAAGUAUUAAGCGGAAGAUUGAAGUUAUUUUAUUUCUUUAAAAAUGCCGGCUGAUCAGAUCCAGUAUUCUGAGAAGUACCAUGACGAUAAGUAUGAAUAUAGACACGUCAUUUUGCCACCAGACAUUGCGAGACAUGUGCCUAAACCACAUUUAAUGACAGAAACUGAGUGGCGAAAUCUUGGAGUUCAACAGAGCCCAGGUUGGGUUCACUAUAUGAUUCAUACACCAGAACCUCAUGUGCUACUGUUCCGGCGAGCACGUAUGGAGGUUCCCCAAGGCUCAACAUCACAUGCAGCUGCAGCCAGAUGUGUUGCUGUUAAGUGAAUUGUACUCUGUACUAUUUGUGAUUACCAAAAAUGGACUUACGACACAUUACUACUUUGCUGAAGAUUUAAAAUUAUUAUAAUAGACUGAUAGUUGCUUUUGAUCCUAGUUAUAAGUGUUCUUGAUGUGCCAGAUUUGUAUUCUUUUCCAUUGUAUAGUAAUAUUUUUGUAAUACAGAUUGUUUUCUUAUUUCCUAGACUUGAAAUUCUUUGCAUGUAUUGGUUAAUUGAAAUUAGCUUAAUUUUAUGGAAUGCUACAUAUUUGAUUUGAGACUUUCGCAGCAAGUACAGUCAAUAAAAUCUUCUCGGGCAAUCAGCCGUGUUAACUGGUUACCUUAGUAAAGCAACGUUUCGGAAACCAACUUUGUCCCCAUCAUCAGGGUUCAGAACGUCGGUUUACUACGGUAACCAGUUAACGCGGCUGAUUGCUCAAGAAGAUUUUAUUUCUACAUAUUUGUUCAUAAGGAAGUAUUAAUGUCAGGAUCAUUUGUAAUGAUAGUAUAGGCAUUCAGCCCUGUUCUUACUUAACAUAGUCAUACAUAUUUGUUUUGUUCAAUUGAAGGUGCCAUGGAAUAUAACUGCCUUUCUCCAAUAAGCAUGACACAUAUCUUGGUCCUGCAUAGUAAGAACCUUUGUAAUAAGUAAUUAUAUUAGCAUCCAGCAAAUGGAGGUCAUGUCUAUGCCUCGUGUUAAACAUGUGUUGUAGAAUUUGUUUGAAAGUUUUCCAUGCUGUCCACAACAAAUAGCAGUAAUAGGUAAGGAUUCACUUAUAAGUGGAAGUAUAUAAAAUUUCUUAAAGUGGUUCUCUAGUAGAGACAUUGUAACACCUACCAUUAUUCUAAUGUUUUUCUUUUGGAUGUUAAACACAGAGUGGAUGAAAAUAAAUGACUAGAAUUCAGA
Molecule: messenger RNA, 1393 nt
Organism: Zootermopsis nevadensis
Lineage: Eukaryota; Metazoa; Arthropoda; Insecta; Blattodea; Termopsidae
Gene: Cks85A
Product: Cyclin-dependent kinase subunit 85A
Molecular function (GO): cyclin-dependent protein serine/threonine kinase regulator activity
Source: RefSeq, a predicted model, not a curated record